This is a messenger RNA of Triticum turgidum subsp. durum (durum wheat), 951 nucleotides long. Lineage: Eukaryota; Viridiplantae; Streptophyta; Magnoliopsida; Poales; Poaceae. The record is from the annotation of a GenBank genome assembly.
AUGCUUCGCCCCAUCCCUCUCCUCCGCCGCCUCACUCCGGAGAAGCGGAAGCUGCCGGCGUCGAGAUCUCCAGGUUGGCUGGAUAUGGAUCUAAUUCUUCCAUUUAAAAUUGGAGAUUUUGCCGAGGCAAAGUGCUUUGAUGAAGGUUUCAAAGGCGCAUGGUUCCGCUCCAAGAUAAAAGAUAUGCGUGUCACAGAAUCUGGGCAUCUUGAGUAUUACUUGGAGUAUAUUGACUAUACUGAAGAAGCCAACGAAUGGAUUGGAGUCUUCCAAAAGAACCCAUUCAACCAGGCAUGCCUGGAAGGGAAAUCAAAUGGCAGUACUGAAAUAAUGUUGCGUCCUUCCUUUCCUCGGUGGUAUAGGGGGCAACAAGCUCCUAAGCACUUUCCGAAGAGCGAGGUGAUAGCACGUGUCCAUGAUACCUGGAAAGUAGGUGAUUGGGUUGACUGGCAUAAUAAAGAUUGCUACUGGACUGGGCAGAUUAUUGAGCUGACCAGUAAAAAUGUGGUUGAGGUAAAGUUCUUGGAUCAUCCCAUGGGUGAAGGCCAGCAGUGUCUUGCUAAGAAAAAGGACCUGAGGCCUGCGCUUGAUUGGUCCAUCAUUAAAGGCUGGACUGUACCUCUUUCGGCCGCAAAAGGGAAAAGCUGGCAAGCUGCUCAUCUGGUUCAUCCUAAAUCUGAUGUAGAAGAGAGGAGCAGCACAGAUGAAGAUGAAGCGCUGGGAUCUUCAUCAACCGUCAAAACACAUUCGUCGGACAGAAACAUCGUAUCUAAGCUAAGAAAUCAGAGGAUGGCGACACACGAAUCAUCAGACCCCAGUCGACGGCGUACCCGCAGUUCCUGUGGGCCACUGAUAUCUCCAUCGGAGCCUGCCACCGUCGAACCGAAUGGAAGCGGUUCCCGCCGGUACCCCUUUCGGGUCCGGAGGAACGCAGCGGAACAGCAGAGAUGA